Molecule: messenger RNA, 357 nt
Organism: Anopheles marshallii
Lineage: Eukaryota; Metazoa; Arthropoda; Insecta; Diptera; Culicidae
Product: V-type proton ATPase subunit G-like
Exons: 3
Coding region: 1-357 (118 amino acids)
Biological process (GO): proton transmembrane transport
Cellular component (GO): vacuolar proton-transporting V-type ATPase complex
Molecular function (GO): proton-transporting ATPase activity, rotational mechanism
Source: RefSeq, a predicted model, not a curated record
AUGGCUAGCCAAACGCAGGGAAUUCAGCAAUUGUUGGCCGCCGAAAAGCGCGCAGCAGAAAAAGUAGGCGAAGCAAGAAAACGAAAGCAACGGCGCUUGAAACAGGCGAAGGAAGAGGCACAGGAUGAGAUCGAACGAUAUCGUCAGGAACGCGAGAGGCAGUUUAAAGAGUUCGAGGCGAAGCACAUGGGAAGUCGCGAGGGUGUGGCGGCCAAGAUCGAUGCCGAUACGGCCAGCAAGAUCGUCGAGAUGAAUCGUUCCAUUUCGGUCAAUAAGGCAGCGCUGCUCAGCGAAAUCCUCACGCUUGUGUACGACAUAAAGCCGACGGUGCAUAAAAACUUCCAAUACACCAAGUAA